AUGCCACACACAGGUCAAACUGGCGUUAAUCAGUUGGGAGGGAUAUUCGUGAACGGCAGACCUCUUCCGGAUCAUGUGCGCAGGCGCAUUGUUGAGCUGGCUCAGAUGGGAGUCAGGCCGUGUGACAUAUCACGGCAGCUUUUGGUGUCCCAUGGAUGUGUUAGUAAGAUACUCACACGAUAUUACGAAACUGGUUCCAUCAAACCAGGCUCCAUUGGCGGAAGUAAACCAAAGGUAAACAGAUCUAUCCCGCCUGUUAAUACGCAGGUGGCAACUCCACUAGUUGUACGAAAAAUUCUUCGGUACAAACAGGAGAACCCGGCGAUAUUUGCUUGGGAGAUUCGUGAUCAACUCUUAUCUCAGAGAGUAUGUGAUGACCAGACCGUUCCAAGCAUCAGUUCCAUUAACAGAAUACUGCGAAACUGCGGCGUCUUGCCUUUCAACACACCAGACCUCAAUUCUCCGCCAGGUGGAACCAUACCGGCUUCAAUUCCGGCGAAUCAUUGCCAGCCACUGAAUCAUCUCAUGUCUGGCUUCACAGCCAGUAAGACGCACCUGCCGAUAGGGGGAGCAGUGAUUUCGAUGAGUGUACCAGGGUUAUCUUAUCCCGCGCUAGUUACACCACUGCCGACGGAAGACACAACGUCUGACAAAAGUAGCGACGAGAAUGGGCGUGAAAAGCUAAAACGAAAAGCGGACACAACAAAUGAUUAUUUGAGGGAAGCUACCGUUAUUACCAGCAUGUGUGGGCCUCAGAAUAACGCGUGCCGAUCACGUGACAGUGCUGACAACAAACAGGAAAAACCAUGGGUGUUUGCUAAGCAACAGAGAGUUUGGGAAAGCCAGAGUUUUUCCCCAGUUCACGCACAGCCAGAAGUUAACGUUAAUAGCUACUGUUACCUGAGCAUGUGCGGUUAUCCACAAAUCUUCCUCCCGGGAAUCUAUCCUUUCACCGCGGCGAUGAUGUCCUCCAUAAUGCCUGGUCGAAUUCCGAUGACGUCGCUCGCUCCAAAAGUUUCUCUUCAAUCAAAUACAAAUAGUGUUGUUUCCAUGGAUACUGACGUGCGGAAAAAGUAA
Molecule: messenger RNA, 1077 nt
Organism: Liolophura sinensis
Lineage: Eukaryota; Metazoa; Mollusca; Polyplacophora; Chitonida; Chitonidae
Product: paired box protein Pax-5-like
Exons: 4
Coding region: 1-1077 (358 amino acids)
Biological process (GO): regulation of transcription by RNA polymerase II; anatomical structure development
Molecular function (GO): DNA-binding transcription factor activity, RNA polymerase II-specific; RNA polymerase II cis-regulatory region sequence-specific DNA binding
Source: RefSeq, a predicted model, not a curated record